AUGGCACCUCCUGUCUUCAAUGGUGAAAAUUUUCACAUGUGGGCAGUGAGGAUGGAAGCUUAUCUCGAAGCUUUAGAUCUUUGGGAGGCAAUCGAGGAAGACUAUGAAGUUCUUCCGCUACCCGGAAACCCAACAAUGGCUCAACUCAAAAAUCACAAGGACAAGAAAACCAGAAAAUCUAAGGCAAAGGCAUGUCUUUUUUCAGCAGUCUCUUCAACAAUUUUCACUCGCAUCAUGUCUCUAAAAUCAGCAAAAGCCAUCUGGGAUUAUCUCAAGGCAGAAUAUGAAGGAGAUGAUCGUAUCAAAGGUAUGCAAGUGCUGAAUCUCAUUAGAGACUUUGAGUUACAAAAGAUGAAAGAAUCGGAAACCAUCAAAGAAUACUCUGACAGGCUUAUGAGCAUAGCAAACAGAGUAAGAUUACUUGGUUCUGAGUUUAAAGACUCGCGUAUUGUUGAAAAGAUUCUGGUUACUGUACCUGAAAGAUUUGAAGCCACCAUUACCACUUUGGAGAACACCAAGGAUCUGUCAAAAAUCACUUUGGCGGAAUUAUUGAAUUCCUUGCAGGCUCAAGAACAAAGAAGGGUUAUGAGAGAAGAUGGAAUCAGAGAGGGAGCAUUGGCGGCCAAACAUGAAGAGAGUGGAAGAUACAAAAAGAAAAACAAUAAGAAGAACCAGCCAACAAAUGGAGAAGGAGCAGCUCGCUACAAUAACAAAAGAAAAACAGGCAGCUUUAAAGGAAACUAUCCUCCUUGUAAGCAUUGUGGAAAGAAUGGUCAUGCGCCGUAUAAGUGUUGGAAAAGGCCGGAUGCUAAAUGCAGUAAGUGCAACCAACUCGGGCAUGAAGCAAUUAUUUGCAAGAGUAAAUUACAGCAGCAAGACGCAGAUGCCCAGGUUGUUAAUGAACAGGAAGAGGAUCAACUCUUUGUGGCAUCGUGUUUUGUAAGCAAUGUUUCAACUGAGGCUUGGAUGAUUGAUAGCGGAUGCACAAACCAUAUGACUCAUGACAAAGAGAUCUUUAAACACUUGAAGCCUACUGGAGUUACAAAAGUCAGAAUAGGUCAUGGCGGUUAUAUUCCGGUAAAAGGAAUGGGAACUAUUACAAUUGAAACACAAUCAGGUACUAAAGCAAUUUUCGAUGUUCUUUAUAAAAAGGUUUCAAAUUGUACUUCGAAGAUAAACAUUGCUUGA
Solanum stenotomum is the source of this 1188-nucleotide messenger RNA. RefSeq lists its product as uncharacterized. The record is from RefSeq and is a predicted model, not a curated record. The transcript is spliced from 2 exons. Lineage: Eukaryota; Viridiplantae; Streptophyta; Magnoliopsida; Solanales; Solanaceae. Gene Ontology annotation, molecular function: nucleic acid binding; zinc ion binding. Bases 1 to 1188 code for a protein of 395 amino acids.